Messenger RNA from Callithrix jacchus (white-tufted-ear marmoset), 1428 nucleotides. It is a transcript of the gene SGF29, whose product is annotated as SAGA complex associated factor 29. Lineage: Eukaryota; Metazoa; Chordata; Mammalia; Primates; Cebidae. Gene Ontology annotation, cellular component: SAGA complex. The record is from RefSeq and is a predicted model, not a curated record.
GGUCAAAAGGAUCCCAGGGCUUGCUUGGUCAGGGGGACCUUGGAGCUCCGCUUGGCGGUUUGUCCAGUCUGCAGCACCAGUCCAUCCUUUUAGGGAAGAUGUAUUCAAACAGUCUCUUAGUCUGGAAGAAUGGAAGAAAACGCUGAAAACGCACCCGCACUCUGGUUGGUUGAAAGGGUUCCGCCAGGAGCCGGAGAGGUAUGGCAAGUAAAAACUACAUUUCCCAAGGGGCAGCGCGUCACGUCACAGAGGAACGACCGCGCAUGCGUAGAGGGGCCUCGCGCGACUACGCUCAUACAAGGAAAAAAAAGCGUGUACGGUUCUCGACGUGCCGCCAAUCUUCGAACGGAGGUCCGUGACCAUCGCAGACUCCGAAAAAGCGUUCGACGAAUGCGCCUGUUCCCCACGUCGGUUUCCAGCCCGACGAGCUUGUUUUGUCCGAGACUGGGCACCCCUGUAGACAAUGGCCCUCGUGUCUGCCGAUUCCCGUAUUGCAGAACUUCUCACAGAACUCCAUCAGCUGAUCAAGCAAACCCAGGAAGAGCGUUCACGGAGCGAACACAACUUAGUGAACAUCCAGAAGACCCACGAGCGGAUGCAGACAGAGAACAAGAUUUCUCCCUAUUAUCGGACAAAGCUGCGUGGCCUCUAUACAACCGCCAAGGCUGAUGCAGAGGCUGAGUGCAACAUCCUUCGGAAAGCUCUGGACAAGAUUGCAGAAAUCAAGUCUCUAUUGGAGGAGAGGCGGAUUGCGGCCAAGAUCGCGGGUCUCUACAAUGAUUCAGAGCCACCCCGGAAGACCAUGCGCAGAGGUGUGCUGAUGACCCUGCUGCAGCAGUCGGCCAUGACCCUGCCCCUGUGGAUCGGGAAGCCUGGUGACAAGCCCCCACCCCUCUGUGGGGCCAUCCCUGCCUCAGGGGACUACGUGGCCAGACCUGGAGACAAGGUGGCUGCCCGGGUGAAGGCUGUGGAUGGGGACGAGCAGUGGAUCCUGGCCGAGGUGGUCAGUUACAGCCACGCCACCAACAAGUAUGAAGUAGAUGACAUCGAUGAAGAAGGCAAAGAGAGACACACCCUGAGCCGGCGCCGGGUCAUCCCACUGCCCCAGUGGAAGGCCAACCCCGAGACAGACCCCGAGGCCUUGUUCCAGAAGGAGCAGCUCGUGCUGGCCCUGUAUCCCCAGACCACCUGCUUCUACCGCGCCCUGAUCCAUGCACCCCCACAGCGGCCCCAGGAUGACUACUCUGUCCUGUUUGAAGACACCUCCUAUGCAGAUGGCUAUUCCCCUCCCCUCAAUGUGGCCCAGAGGUACGUGGUGGCUUGUAAGGAGCCCAAGAAAAAGUGAAGCUGUCCAGUGUACUCGCCAUCCCCCAGCGGCACAGGGCAGGACAGCAGAGGAUGUGCUGGGAUUAAACGGACAUUCCCCUC